This is a messenger RNA of Vicia villosa (hairy vetch), 2856 nucleotides long. RefSeq names its product glycine-rich RNA-binding protein RZ1B-like. The coding region runs from base 1872 to 2606 and encodes 244 amino acids. The record is from RefSeq and is a predicted model, not a curated record. Gene Ontology annotation, molecular function: zinc ion binding; RNA binding. The transcript is spliced from 4 exons. NCBI's taxonomy places the organism in Eukaryota, Viridiplantae, Streptophyta, Magnoliopsida, Fabales, Fabaceae.
UACGGCAAGAUUCUUGAAUGCCAGAGUUACUUCUUCGUUGUCGGAUUCGCUGAUAAAAUAGUAGCUUGUUGUGGUAAAGGUAGAGCUCAAGCUGGAAAUUAGUAUGGGUUACAUUUGUUGAAUCAAGUGCAAUAAGAGUAGCCAAGGGAAUGUCAGACUGGCCUGUCUGCUAACUUUCCGAGUGAAAAAUCUGCUCCGCGCAUAAGGUUCAUUAGUGAUAAAUUUUUUAUUAUUUGGAAGGAAUAUAUGGCAGUAAGAUUGGGCUGAAAACUGGACAGAGUUGAUAUGGUAUCGGAGUAUGCUUUGCUGUAUCUGUUUGUUGAAAUCAAAGAAUCUGUGUCUUGUCUGUUCUUUCGCUUCCUUCCUCUUCUACUAGUAAACCUAUAUGCGAUGGUGAUACUGAUGACUACUAGUCGGGUGUGAAAAACUUCUUAUGCUGGACAUUCCCUGUUUUGAUAUAACUCUAGGGAAUUAAAACAAGCUAUUAAAGGCUGCUGUCUCACAUUCUGUCGUUUCAAAAGUAAAAAACAGAAAAUUUCCCUUAUAGUGUAUGCCCAUUUCUUUAGUUGUAGAGGCAUGGGUAAUAGAGUUUCCAUCUUAUGAAAUGACAACAAAUUCGGUAAGGUGGCAUUUCUCGUGGUCCUGAAAUAUGGAAAGGUUCCGAUACAUCAUGCAAAGUAUACAUGGGGCGGUGUUCGCGGGCUGUAGUUGUGAUACUCAGUAGAUCAGUAAAAGUACUUUGUUAAAUGAGUUGAAGAAGUCUUACUUAUUUGCCUCGGUGCAGUAUUUAAAUCUUGCUGCACCUUUGUCAGUGUAGGAUACUUUCUCAGUGUAAUGCAAAGCCUAGUUGUUUGGUCAUUUUGUGUCUGCUUGAUUUCAUUUCUUUUGUUACAUAUACUUUUUUGAACUUUCUGCAACCCAUAGACCAUAUAACACCAAGAGGACCUGUGAGUACUUGGUGCUUCUGAGCUCAAAAUUUUCAAGUCCAGAGCCUUGGGAUCAAAGACAGUUGCUGUUUGGAUAGUGAAUUCCUCUCUUCAUACUGAGAAACUGUAUCUCACCAGUUGUUCUAGCAUUCUAGCUAACAUUGAAGGCUGAAUGAUUUCUUUCUUUUUUGAUUUAGUCGUUACUUUCUACAUCGGAAUAGAUUUGACUGAUUGGAAAGGUUUCCUUUGGUUUUGCUUUUAUCAUUGUAGUUUUAAAUAAAGAAUCCAUAUCUGCAUGAGUAUUGUUUUCUGCCAAAAUGCGGGUGUGUUCAAUAAGUGAGCUAAGGGGCGGCAGAAGUGCAUAUUAAGUUAGGCAUAUAAUUGCAGUUUAAUCAAUACUAUGCAUUUGUUCGCAUUUGACUCAUCAUAUUGCCGCAUAAGAUUGAUUAUAAUUUGCAUCUGGGGAGGAGAAUAAUCACAAAAGGUCUUGGUGGGCUUAAGUGAAAGCAUGAUAUCUACGACGAAUGUAGAAAAAAUCCCUGGCAGAUAGUUUGUUUUGAAGAGCAAUCCUCUGUGAUACUCGUCAUAAAAUAGGAGCUGCAACUCUGGUCUGGUGACAGCGGAAACAUUUGGGAUUUUCUUCAUAUACUGUUCAUUUGUGACUGCUUAUUGGUUUUGUGUUAAUUCUUCUGAUUGAGAAAAAUAAUGUCAUCCAACAAAUUAUGGUGAUUUUUAAUCAAGUAAGUCAGAUGCUAAGCUUAUGUUGGGGGAUUAGAUUGUUUAAAGUUAAAUCAUGAACCAGAAUGGAACAAGUUGAUAUUCUUGCUCAGAUUGUGGAAAUGAUUUUUUUAAGAGAUAUUUGUUGUGAAAUGUGGGCUUGGGAUUUCUCUGAAUGACUUAUCUGUAUGAAAACCAUUCUGGUGCUUUGUCAUCAGAACACAAAUCAUGAUGGAAAGGGAUACAGGACGUCCUCGUGGAUUUGGGUUUAUUACAUUUUCUGACCGUCGGGGAAUGGAGGAUGCAAUUAAAGAAAUGAAUGGACGGGAAAUUGGUGAUCGAAUCAUCUCAGUCAACAAGGCACAGCCUAGGGCUGGGGGUGAUGAUGCAGACCAAGGGUACAGAGGUGGCUACUCUUCAGGUGGCAGGGGAAGCUAUGGGGCUGGAGAUAGGGUAGGACAGGAUGACUGUUUCAAAUGUGGGCGUCCAGGGCACUGGGCCCGAGAUUGUCCUUUGGCAGGAGGAGACGGUGGUCGUGGUCGGGGCAGUGGUUCAUUUUCUUCACGUCCUAGAUUUGGAGGUACUGGUGGACACGGGGAUCGCCUUGGUGAGCGUGAGCGGUACAUCGAUGACCGUUAUGAUGGAGGACGUUAUGGGGAUAGGGACCGUUUAGACAACCGAGACUACAAAUAUAGUGGCCGUGAUCGCUAUGCUAGUGACAGGUAUGCAACAAGUGGAGGAGAUCGAUUUGCAAGUGAUCGAUAUGGCAGUGGCUCAGACUACCCGCAAAAUGGUUAUGGGAAAGAAAGAGGCUAUGACCGCUAUGGCGGCGCUCGCGGAGGUGCUGAUAGAAAUGGAAAUGGAAUACCAGCUCGUGAUGAAGGAAGAAGUUAUAGGGGCAGGCCUGCUCCUUAUGACCGCCCCAGCAGGGCUGCUCGGCCAUCAUCAUUUGACCGUUACUGAUUUUUAAUAGUUCACGUUGAUCUUUUCAGUUAGAUAUCCAAAUGAGGAGGCAGAAUUAGGGACAUAGUUCUUGAUUAUGUAGGAACUCCUAGUUUCAGACAGCUGCUGGAUAGUAGUUUGAUAGUUUGUUUCUUUAUUCAGAUUAUGUGAAUUGUAACGGAGUUACUUCCCCUCAUUUGUUCGACGCAAAGACACCACUCUCUUUUUAAAUGCAAUUGAACACGGUGGUUACUUUUUUUGGCAUUUUAAA